AUAUGAAUUUUGAAAACGAGGAUCGUCUGCAGUUCGAGCAACUAACCGGAGGCAGUAUAAUUGAAAAGCCACCACUUUAUGGCAAUACUGGAGAGCAUUUACUCUUCCUAUCGGGCAAAUACGUAAAUGUCUAUUCCACAGUUACGGGGCAAUUGGUACGCAAGCUGGAAGGUGCCACAACCACACUAGCCGAUUAUUGUUAUGAAUUGGAUAAUGAAGAAAUUCUGAUUGCCUGCAGUCAAUCGGGCGAAAUAUUAACAUGGGAAUGGAAAACUGGUGAACUGAAAAGUACAGUGCAAAUGACAUUGGACGCUGAUGGCGUGUCAGUGGUUACAAAUUUUCAAAUUCUAAAUUUAUGGGGUAAUUCGAAAUUGUCUUACGCAUUUAUGUGCAUGAGAGCGCCAAAGGCAAAUGUCCAUUGGCGUAUGGUCGAUCGGGUCGAUGGUAAAUUUAUACCCGUGCCAAUGAAUGUCAAUUUAGGUGCGAAAAAACCUCUAAUGGCUGUGGAUAGUAAGAAUUUUCCAAAUUUGGUCAUAGCCCAGGGUUAUUAUGUUUAUUUUAUCAACUAUAAGAAUUGGUCGUAUAAGAGAUUCAAAAAUGCCCAUAAAGUUCCUAUUACCGUCCUUCAAAAACAUCCCUCGGAAGAAUGUUUUGCCACUGGUGAUGAAACGGGUAAAGUUUUUCUAUGGCGAGAAUUUACCAGCCAGCAUGAUAUUAAAACUUCCCUUUACCAUUGGCAUCACACCCGUGUGACUAGCAUACAUUUUACAGUAUCGGGAGCAAAUUUUUACAGCAGUGGCGAGGAAGCUGUCCUUGUCAAAUGGAAUGUACAAAACCCAGAAUAUCGUCAAUUUCUGCCACGAAUGGCAUCUAAAAUUCAACAUCUUGUUGUUAGUCCAGAUAAUGCACAAAUUGCCGUCUGCACCGUGGAUAAUGGUGUACAAUUUGUUGGCACUGAAAAUAAGAUUUUGAGUAAUCUGCAAGAGUUCACAUACAUUGUGGAUGAUAAAACGGGAAAUAGUAAAUUUCCGGUGGGUUUGCGUUUAAAUCCUCGUACAAAUACUUUGGUAUUGAAUGGUCGGACGGGGUCAUUGCAGUUCUACAAUACCUACACAAAGAGUUUUCUUUAUAAUUUAAAUAUUGUCAAUCAAAAUCUCUUGUCCACCGAAAGUGAUCGUAUACUCUAUGAUAUACGUGUUACAAAGGCCGCAUUCAACAUUGAUUGGUUGGCCACGGGUGAAGUAUUCAAUGACAAUGAACAUUUGCCCGAGUUGCGUUUGAAAUUCUGGAAAUAUCAAGAGGAAACACAACGUUACACUCUAAACACCAACAUUGAAUUACCCCAUGAGGGUGGUUUUAAGGCCAUUGAAUUCUCCAAUGACUAUCAAGUGGAUAAUUUAUUGUGUGCCACAGUGGGUGAGGAUAAUGUCAUUAAAAUGUGGUGCUUAGAUGAUUCGGAUAGCAUUUACAAAGAAGGCAAAUCAUGGUUUUGUAUUGCCCAGACAUCGUAUAGAAAUCUUCCAGUGGAAUCAAUCUCCUUUUCCCAAGAUGGUUCCUUAUUGGCUGCCGGAUUUGGCAAUACCUUGUGUAUUUAUAAAUCAGAAGAUUUAAAAUUAAAAGCAGCACUAACCGGAGCCAAUGGUAUGGAUGGUUGUGUUACCAAAGCCCAAAUAAGAUUACCCACAAAAAAUGUCAAUGGCUCGAAAGUCGAUUUAAAAGAAAAACGUGAUAAAUUAAUGAAAUUAUUUGGUAAUUUAUUGGAAAUGAAUGAAGAGACUUUGAUCAAGGAAUUACAAAAAACUGUCGAAGACAAUCGCAAGUCAUCGAAAAAGGAAGAAACCCCAAAACCAGUUGGAAAAUUAGAUGAUAAACAAAAAAUGGCCCUGUAUUCGAGGAUAUUACAAAUGCAUGAAUUGAAUCUAUUCCAAAAGGUUAUGAUCUAUCAAAAGCUGGGUAUUGGUUGUAAGGUUCACCCCCAAAUGACCGCCAAGGUUAUUGACUAUUUACACAAUAGCAUAAAUCAACGUAGAAAGCAAAAACGUUUACAGUCACUGCAUGAAGAUUUACAUCGUUUGGCCAAAAGUGAUCGUUUCAAGGCUAAAUAUCGUUUGGAACAACACACCAAGCGACAAAGGAAUUAUGAUGUAUCGAUAACCAAUAAAUUGGUACCUCUUCUGAGUCUAUUAAAUCUGAAUCAAAAUGUUCAACCUCAGGGUAAAAAGGUUGUCGAAAAGGAACCGAUUAAAACUAAGGUCCUACCCGAACCACCAAAACCCACAAUUGCUGAAAUUAGGCAUGUGCAAUUUGCUGCCGGAGAAUAUGGUCAUUUGGUGGCCGUUUGUACUGAACGUCGUGUACUUAUAUGGAAUUUAUUGACGCUUCGUUUGCAGUCCGUAUUGAAGUUGAGUGCCAAGCAUGUUACAUUUGAUGCUCAGACAAAUCUAAUGGCCGUGGUAACCACCAAUGAUGAAUUACACAUUUUCCAACCCAAUGUUCCUUUGCCGAUUUAUCAGCGCCGCAAUAUGCCCCAGCUGUAUGGCAUGGCUUGGAUCCCCAGACGUUAUCCCAAACAGCGUUCCCUUAAUUUAGAUUGGCAGGCUCAAUCUACGCUGUACUUCUUAACUGAAGAUCAGAAAAUUAUUUAUUUGAAUUCACCCACGGAGAAACAUAUGGAUAUUCCACCACCAAUUGUUUUCAAUAAAGCUGCCGCAACAUCAGCUCAUUUCUCUACUUUUGGCAGUUAUGCUAUUAAAUCAAUUACAGAGACUCAAGGAUCUGGAAAUAGGCAAUCAGGUCCUUUGGUUUUGGGUAAUUCCGAUAAGACAGCUGUGAAAACGGUAAGUCAAUUAAAUACACUACUUUUUUCAAUUAUGUGGGAGGAAGUUAGCACGACGCUUUAA
This is a messenger RNA of Musca vetustissima, 2900 nucleotides long. Its product is annotated as WD repeat-containing protein 75. Lineage: Eukaryota; Metazoa; Arthropoda; Insecta; Diptera; Muscidae. Gene Ontology annotation, molecular function: RNA binding; protein binding. Bases 3 to 2900 code for a protein of 965 amino acids. The transcript has 10 exons. Gene Ontology annotation, cellular component: nucleolus. Gene Ontology annotation, biological process: positive regulation of rRNA processing; positive regulation of transcription by RNA polymerase I. The record is from RefSeq and is a predicted model, not a curated record.